Molecule: messenger RNA, 359 nt
Organism: Paramecium primaurelia
Lineage: Eukaryota; Ciliophora; Oligohymenophorea; Peniculida; Parameciidae
Source: the annotation of a GenBank genome assembly
AUGUCAGUCUGUUUCUCUCCUGAUGGAAAUACAUUAGCUUCUGGUAGUGAUGAUAACUCUAUCCGUCUAUGGAAUGUUAAGAAUGGAUAUGAAAUUUCUUUCGAUGACAAAAAUUAUAAUAAUAUUCUUGCUUAAUAUAAAACACCACUUUUUUAGAACAAUCUUCUGCCAGGUAUUUAUUAAAUUAUUAUUAUUUAGUCUCUAAUUAUUCAUAUCAUAUUAUAUCCUAAUCAAUAAUAUUGGAAGCAUAAGGAACACUAAUCCUAAAAGGAGAAUUUAUAAACCAUUAAGGAAAAGAUUUGAAACCUUUAUUUAAAUCUAAAGGAUGUUGCUUUUUAGAAGAUUUAUAGAAAAUGUGA